AAUCUGCAAAACAAAAUACAUUUAAACCAUUAUGAGUUCAGUACUUCAAAAUUCUACCUUGGUAGUCAGCAGAAGGCCUUGACAGAAGGCUCCUUGACUAACUUAUGUGAUUAGAGGUCAUGAUGCGGCAAGUUUCUGACCAAGGCUUCCACAAUGGAAUUCCUCUGGGAGACAGUUAUUGUACAGCAGUGAAUUUGAUUGGGAGCCAGGAGAAAGGGAAGAGAGCAAUCUGGGUCAAUGGCCUGGGCCUCCUCCAACCACUACAUAUACAGGGGAGAGCAUUUCUCUUUUUCAGUUCAAGUUGUUCCUCAAGACAGUCAGGAUGAAAUUAAUCGUGACUUUGUGUCUUCUUUAUGGGAUUUGCUGGAACUUCUGUAGAGCAGCAACAUUUAAAGGUAUAAGUGAAUCUGAAAUUGAAGCUGAUCAGAAAUCCCCACGAGCAACGGGAGAUAGCAACCAAACAAACAAUAUGAAUGUAGGAUUUGUUCCACUGAUCAGCAUCAUAGCAAACCUAUUACCAAGGUUUUUUACCAGAUAUGCAACAGUGCCUCAAGCAACUGUGCAGCAAGCUCGUUCCAUAAAUGUUCAAAAUGAAGAGCCAAUUGAGUGUCACAAGUCUGAACAGGUUGGACUAAAAUGGAUGGAUCAUUUGUCACCAUCAACUUUCUACCAAUGCCACUUCUCCAAAAAUUGCUUCAACAGUCACCAGGGAUCAUGCUUUCAACUGAGAAAGCAUGUUUGCAAACGAAGUCAAAUCUACGAUACAGAAAGUCAGAAAUGCGUCCCACCAUAUUUCAGAACUUAAAUUGAACAGCUCAUGUAUUGUGAAUCAUGCCUAUGUAUCUUGUACUGUAGGUAUAAUGUUAGCUAUUUCUAUGAAUUUUGUAUAUGAGAUUUAUGCAUUUAAUUAUUUGACUGACACCUGUAGACCACAACAUCUUAAUUUGAAUUAUCAUUUCAAUACACUUUUCUUCACUUUAGUUGUGCCCAUGCUUGUAUUUCCUGCCAUGA
Molecule: messenger RNA, 1011 nt
Organism: Thrips palmi
Lineage: Eukaryota; Metazoa; Arthropoda; Insecta; Thysanoptera; Thripidae
Exons: 4
Coding region: 323-805 (160 amino acids)
Source: RefSeq, a predicted model, not a curated record